UUUCAUGCGAAUUAUAAAAACUAUUGAAAAUUAUCGGUGACCGACCUCAAAUACAAGAAAAACCUCAAUUUCUCUUUUAUCAUCUAUUUGCCGCCGCCGCCUUCUCUACUAUAUCAAAACCUCUCUUCUCUAGUCUUUUCAAUCUAAGUCACACAGUUCUGUAUUCACGCUUCAAGCUUUGCUAGUCGAAAACAACAAUAGAAUAUCACAAGAAACUCAUGGGACCGAUGAUGAGAGCAGAAGAAGAUAACUACAAUCUGAGUCCUCCACCAUGGCUAAUCCCUAUGCUAAGAGCAAACUACUUCGUCCCCUGUUCGAUCCACGCCGCUUCCAACAAGAGCGAAUGCAACAUGUUCUGUCUUGAUUGCACUUCCAAUGCCUUUUGCUCUUACUGUGUGCUCAAUCACAGAAACCAUCGUGUCCUUCAGAUACGGAGGUCAUCAUACCACAACGUGGUGAGGGUGAACGAGAUUCAGAAGUACAUAGACAUCUCUUGCGUUCAGACAUAUAUAAUCAACAGCGCUAGGAUUGUGUUCUUGAACGAACGACCUCAGCCAAGAAUCGGCAAAGGCGUCACCAACACCUGUGAAAUCUGUUGCAGAAGCCUUCUUGAUUCUUUCCGUUUCUGCUCCCUCGGUUGCAAACUUGGAGGGAUGAAGCGAGGAGGGAAUGAUCCAAGUCUAACCUUCUCUCUGAGAGGGAAGCAUGGAAGAGAGCACGAAGGUGAGUGGGAAUCUGAUGAGGCGACCACACCUACUAAGAUACGGAAGACGACGUGUGCUUUCAACCGUCUUAUGAGUGGUCUCUCCAUUUCCACUGUUAAGUGUGACGACUACUUCUCAGGAGAUCAACGGUCCUCUAGCUCCGGUGAUGAGAGCGGCUUUAAUCUUUCUCCAGGGACGCCGCCGAUAUAUAAUCACCGGAACUCAAGCAGACGGAAGGGAAUCCCACACCGUGCUCCGUUCUGAAGUUGACUUUAAGAGUACCCUAACAAUAUACAAAAGUUAGAAAAUGUGGUCAUUAUGUUAUUGUAUAUGGCUAGUACUUAGUAUUUUGGUUUUCUUUUUGAAACUUUUUGAAACUAAUAGGAAUGUAUAGAUAUACGUAUGUUACAACGUUUUGCUUAAUAUAGAUUACUAGGUUGUAUACUCAAAAGGAUUGAAAUGUGUUUUUCAUAUAGUUGGCUGUAAAAUAUACGUUUGAAAUGAUAUAAGGUUCAUGUUAUGUUA
Messenger RNA from Capsella rubella, 1229 nucleotides. RefSeq lists its product as uncharacterized. The coding region runs from base 219 to 968 and encodes 249 amino acids. Lineage: Eukaryota; Viridiplantae; Streptophyta; Magnoliopsida; Brassicales; Brassicaceae. The transcript has 4 exons. The record is from RefSeq and is a predicted model, not a curated record.